UCUGGUGUGUGCUCGACGUCACAUGGAAACAUAAAAACUGCGGUCCGCGGCCGCACGGCAGCACAGCAGCACGGCAAGCCGCAGCAGGAAAGUGCAGGCGGAGGUGGCGAGGCGAGGCGCUAAAGCGCGAAGCGGCACCGCUGUGUGCAGCGCGUGGCAGAGCGAGCACGCCGUCCACCCUCGGUCCACCUCGGUGCAGCCUGACCGCGCCGCCCUGCAUCGCCCGCAGCCUGCACGGCCGACCCCCACGGGGGACUUGAGGACCUGAGGACCUGCGGGACGUCGCCGACAACGCCGAGAUGGCCGUCAAGGAUCCCCCCAGCGUCGCCACGGUGGACGGCAACGGCGCCGCGCACCCCGCGGAGUACGGGGCCAAGGACCGCCAGGACGACGCCCAAGCGCGGGGGCACGCGCGCCGCGCCAUUUGGAAGCAGUUCGCGGCCAGCGCGGCCGUGCAGUGCUUCCACCUGAUGACGGGCGUGUGCAUGGCGUACAGCUCCAGCCUCAUCCCCGCCCUGGAGGCCGCCGACAGCGACAUCCCCGUCACCCGGCACCAGAGCGCGUGGCUAGCGAGCACCUUCGUCCUGGCCGUCCCGGUGGGGUCCACGCUGUCCCUGUGCCUCAACGACGUCCUGGGCCGCCUGAUGCUGGUCAAGACCGUCAGCAUCCCCUACUGCAUCGGCUGGAGCCUGAUCGCCACCGCCACCUCCUUCGAGCAGCUCGUGAUCGGGCGCCUCUGCACGGGAGUGGCCAUCGGCAUGGCGCACAGCCCCUCGCUGCUCUUCAUCACCGAGGUCGCCACCAAGAACAUCCGCGGCGGGCUGACGGCGGUGGCCACCGCCUUGGCGUCCAUGGGGAUCGUGGGGUGCUACGUGAUGGGGGCCUACAUGGACUGGCGCACGCACGCGUGGGCGCUGUGCGCCGUGCCCGCGCUGCCGCUGCUGCUGCAGACCGUCUUCGCCACCGAGAGCCCCGUGUGGCUGCGCGCGCGCGGCCGCACCGAGGCCGGCGCCAAGGCCUCGCAGUACUACUACAACGACCCCGACAUGGUGCUGUCGGGGCCCUCCGCGUCGGCCAAGGGCGGCAACUCGAUCUGGCACGUGAGCCGCCUGCUGUUCACCAACCCCCUGGGCUACAAGCCCCUCAUCCUCGUCUUCGCCAUGUUCGUCAUCCAGCAGGUCGUGGGCGUCUACAUCACCAUCUACUACGCCGUCACCUUCUUCCAGGAAACCGGGAGCACCAUCGACGCCUACAUGGCCACCAUCCUGAUCGGCGUGGUGCGCUUCAUCGGCUGCACCACGGUGUCGCUCGUCAUGACCAAGUUCGGCCGGCGGACCCUCAUGCUGCUGUCGUCCGUGGGCCAGACGGUCUUCAUGACGAUGUCGGGCUACGCGACCAUGUGCAUCCUGCAAGAGCCGGGCUCGGUGUCCUCCAUGUGGGUGGUGGCGGGGCUGCUGGGGUACAUCGCGCUGGGCUGUCUGGGCUGGCAGACCAUCCCCUGGUCCAUGAUGGCCGAGCUGUUCCCGCACGAGGUGCGCAGCCUCGCCCAGCCCUUCAACUCCAGCAUGGCCCACAUCCUCAUGUUCGCCAUGCUGCAGGUCUACCCCAUCCUCAACGACCUCGUCGGCGGCGCCGCCGGCAUCCAGUACCUGUUCGCCGCGGUCUCGGCGCUGUCCGCCGUGUUCGUGUUCGUGUUCCUGCCGGAGACGCGCGGCCGGACGCUGCCGGAGAUCGAGGACUACUUCCGCAACAACGUCACGUUCCUGACGGAGAAGGCAAGGCGCCGGGCCGCGCGCCGGGCGGUCGCCCAGGCGGCGCUCACGGCCAAGACGCCCUCCACGCCCCCGGUGUAGCCGUGGCGGCGCCGCCCCGUCCUUGGGCCCCGGUGGCUAAGCCACUGUCAAGGCACCACAGCGUGACCUUGCCCCUUGCCCCCCAGGCAGCUGUUCCCGCUAUCGCGUCAGUGCGCUGACCUACGCGGCACCCAGAGUGCCACGGCAGCCACGGCGCUCCUGGGGAAGGCCGCCCUCAAGACCCUCGCCGGCCUCGCCACGCAGCCAGCGGACGGCCUCUCUCCCUCUCUCUCGCACUCACGGGACGUCCCGUGUGGGUGCGAGAGAGACAGACCGACGGCCGCACCGCACGGAAUCACUCAGAAGAGUGCCCGGCGUGUGUACUCGACGAAUCUCCCCCUCCUCUGGGUGCAGCGGGUACCCGCCCGGUACCCGGUUGCCAGGGUGUCGCGCCGUGUCGGUAGUCAACAACUUUAUGGUGCGGCUCCGUUUGCCCAGGUCACGUGAUAAGCCCAGGACUACCUGAAAUGCAACGCGGCUGUGUACAGAGGGGAUUCGGAGGGAGGAACUUUUGGUGUAAAUCUGUGUGGGAGUCUCGCGGCACCCGCGCGUCUGUGUCUGUGUGUACAUAUACCUGUCCUGUAUGAUAAAUGUUGGUAGAGCCGUGUCGCAGUCACCUUGACUGUUGAGCAACGGGCGCUGCUGUAAGUGUUCACCGAAUCGGGAGACGAAAAAAGUUGCUUUGUACUAUUUUUUUUAGAAAAACAUAAACUUUGUAUUUUGCCAAAAAAAGUAUCAAAACAACAACUCGA
Thrips palmi is the source of this 2605-nucleotide messenger RNA. Its product is annotated as facilitated trehalose transporter Tret1-2 homolog. The record is from RefSeq and is a predicted model, not a curated record. NCBI's taxonomy places the organism in Eukaryota, Metazoa, Arthropoda, Insecta, Thysanoptera, Thripidae. The coding region runs from base 300 to 1853 and encodes 517 amino acids. Gene Ontology annotation, cellular component: membrane. Gene Ontology annotation, biological process: transmembrane transport. Gene Ontology annotation, molecular function: transmembrane transporter activity. The transcript has 10 exons.